Dibothriocephalus latus is the source of this 804-nucleotide messenger RNA. The record is from the annotation of a GenBank genome assembly. NCBI's taxonomy places the organism in Eukaryota, Metazoa, Platyhelminthes, Cestoda, Diphyllobothriidea, Diphyllobothriidae.
AUGGACUCAAUUAUUGCUGAGCAGCCUUCUGGCGGCUUUGUUUACGACAACUGUUUUAGAAAUGAACGGUUAAUCAAGACCACAGAUCUCCCCUUACGCAUGAGGAAAACUGGCACUACGCUCGCCGGCGUUAUUUACAAAGACGGUGUCGUUCUAGGUGCGGAUACUCGCGCUACGGAGGGCUCCAUUAUAUCUGAGAAGUCUUGUGAAAAAAUACACUACAUUGCCAACAACAUUUAUUGUUGUGGCGCAGGCACUGCCGCUGAUACCCACAUGGUCACUCGCAUGGUUUCAUCCCAAAUAGAGCUUCACCGCCUUAACACAGGCAGAAGACCUCGAGUCAUAACUGCCCUUCGUUUAUUAAAACAACAUCUUUUUAAAUACCAGGGCCAUGUUGGUGCUGCAUGCAUUAUUGGCGGUGUAGACAGCUUCGGUCCCCACCUUUAUAGUGUAGCGCCACACGGUUCAAGCGAUGCGUUGCCGUACGUGACUAUGGGCAGCGGCUGUCUGGCGGCUUUAUCCAAAGAGGAGGCCAUGCAGCUGGUAAAGCAGGCUAUCCAGGCCGGUGUCUUCAAUGACUUAUACUCUGGCACCGGCGUCGACCUCUGUGUCAUCACAAACAAAGAUACCGAAUACCUCCGUGGUUUUGACGUUUCUUGUGAGAAGGGCGUGCGUGCCGCUCGAUAUCUUCCAAAGUCCGGUAAGACAGAGGUACUGGACAGGCGUUUGCAGAAGGUCGAGUACGACGUUGUCACUACUCGUGUCAUUCGAGACGUCGUGGUGCCUGAACCAAUGGAAAUGUAG